Molecule: messenger RNA, 1577 nt
Organism: Chenopodium quinoa (quinoa)
Lineage: Eukaryota; Viridiplantae; Streptophyta; Magnoliopsida; Caryophyllales; Amaranthaceae
Product: syntaxin-132-like
Exons: 13
Coding region: 325-1248 (307 amino acids)
Biological process (GO): intracellular protein transport; exocytosis; vesicle fusion
Cellular component (GO): endomembrane system; plasma membrane; SNARE complex
Molecular function (GO): SNAP receptor activity; SNARE binding
Source: RefSeq, a predicted model, not a curated record
UGAAUUAUCAUUAGAAUGAACAAUGUAAUUUAUUAUUUAAAUUGAAUUUCGUAAAAGUAAAAUAAAAACAAAAACUUUCGUGCGUUUCUCUCUCCACUCCCCCCCCUUUGGCCAGGUUGUCUCUCAAUUUCUUCAUUUUCUCUUUCUUGCUCUUUUUCAUUCAAAACCCAAGUCAAUUAGUUUCUGAAAUACACCUCUAUAUUUUUUGUAUUAUUCCAAAUUCAAAAAGGGGGCAAUUUUUAUAGAUCUCCCACUUCAAUUUGAGGUACUACUUUGCUGAGGAAGAAGAGGGUUGAAUCUGUUUUCAACCCAUCUACUGAUACAAUGAACAAUCUACUUUCGGAUUCAUUUGAGAUCCCACGCGGGGAAUCAUCGCGAGGUGGUGAUCUUGAGAUGGGGGAAAAUCUUCAGAAUUCAGGAGAAUUGGGUUUGCAAAUUUUCUCUAAGAAGGUUCAAGAGAUAGACAAACAAUAUGAGAAACUCAAUGAGCUUCUUAGAAAGCUUCAGAAUGCUCAUGAGGAGUCAAAAGCUGUAACAAAGGCUGCUGCUAUGAAAGCUAUCAAGAAGCGCAUGGAGAAAGAUGUAGAUGAAGUCCAAAAGAUUGCCCGGCUUAUUAAGUCAAAAAUAGAAGAACUAGAUAAAGACAAUUUUUCAAGCCUGCAGAAGCCUGGAUGUGGAAAAGGAACAGCUAUAGAGCGUACCAGGUCAACACAGACAGUUGCAUUAAAGAAGAAAUUGAGAGAUAAGAUGGCAGAGUUUCAGACAUUACGUGAAAAUAUUCAUCAAGAGUACCGGGAAGUUGUUGAGCGUCGUGUUUAUACAGUAACGGGUCAAAGAGCUGAUGAAGAGACAAUAGAUCAAUUAAUUGAGACUGGUGAUAGUGAACAAAUCUUUCAGAAGGCAAUACAAGAGCAAGGUCGUGGUCAGAUAAUGGAUACACUUGCAGAAAUACAAGAGCGCCAUGAUGCUGUUAGAGAUGUAGAGCGAAAGCUGCUCGAGCUGCAACAGAUUUUUAUGGACAUGGCUGUUCUGGUUAAUGCCCAGGGAGAUUUGCUUGACAAUAUCGAAACACAGGUUUCAAAUGCUGUAGAUCACGUAAACACAGGAAACACAGCAUUGCAAAAGGCAAAGAGCUUGCAGAAGAACUCACGUAAAUGGAUGUGCAUCGCAAUUAUAAUCCUUCUUAUCAUUGUUGCUAUUGUCGUACUAGGUGUACUCAAGCCUUGGCAAAGCAAGAACGGUGCUUGACCUGCUUCCUUUCGUACAUUCUAUACAUAUAACAAGAUCAUGUGAAAUCCUUGUCUCCCCAAAAUACAAAAUAGGUAAAAAAAAAUUGAUUUUGUGAGUUUAUUCUCCUUGUAACUUCAUCAGCUUUGUGUGAAUCAGUUGUUCCAAUAUCUACAAACCCAGAUUUUUCCCUUUGUUUCAUGUUGCUCAGACCUAUUAUGAUCCCUAUAUCCCUUUUAUUUUCUCUUCCAAACGCCGUGUGUAUGUAACUUUAUUCUUUCUGGCAUCACCAUUUUCAUUUAUCUUCUGAAUGCCUUGGACUUGAAGUAAUUUCAAUUUUCUUCUCAUCU